AUGCCUUCCGCGACCGGUCAAAACUGGGAAAAGUACCAGAAGAACUUUGCCGACGAUGAGAUAGAGGAGAAGAAGAUCACCCCUUUGACAGAUGAGGAUAUCCAGGUCCUCAAGACCUACGGCGCGGCGCCGUACGGUGCAUCAAUAAAGAAGCUGGAGAAGCAGAUCAAGGAGAAGCAACAGAGUGUGGAUGAAAAGAUUGGCGUCAAGGAGUCCGACACUGGUCUAGCACCACCGCAUCUGUGGGACGUGGCCGCCGAUCGUCAACGAAUGUCUGAAGAACAGCCCUUCCAAGUAGCACGAUGUACGAAGAUAAUCGAAGACGAGAAGGGCGACGAAUCGAAGAAGAAGUACGUUAUUAACGUCAAGCAAAUCGCAAAGUUCGUCGUCCAGCUCGGCGACCGCGUCAGCCCUACCGACAUCGAAGAGGGCAUGCGCGUCGGUGUCGACCGCAACAAGUACCAGAUCAUGCUGCCGCUGCCGCCCAAGAUUGACGCCAGCGUCACCAUGAUGACCGUGGAGGAGAAGCCCGAUGUCACGUAUGGCGAUGUGGGUGGUUGCAAGGAGCAGGUAGAGAAGCUGAGGGAAGUCGUCGAGAUGCCCCUGCUCUCCCCUGAGCGGUUUGUCAACCUCGGCAUCGACCCGCCAAAGGGUGCCCUUCUCUACGGUCCCCCCGGUACCGGCAAGACUCUCUGCGCUCGAGCUGUCGCCAACCGAACCGACGCCACCUUCAUUCGCGUCAUCGGUAGCGAGCUUGUACAAAAGUACGUCGGCGAGGGCGCUAGGAUGGUCCGCGAGCUCUUCGAGAUGGCCCGGACGAAGAAGGCAUGCAUCAUCUUCUUCGAUGAAAUCGACGCUGUUGGCGGCGCUCGAUUCGACGACGGAGCUGGCGGCGACAACGAGGUGCAGAGGACCAUGCUUGAGCUCAUCACCCAGCUGGAUGGUUUCGACGCCCGAGGCAACAUCAAGGUCAUGUUUGCCACCAACAGACCGUCGACCCUGGACCCCGCCCUGAUGCGUCCGGGACGUAUCGACCGCAAGAUCGAAUUCUCCCUCCCUGACCUCGAGGGACGAGCCAACAUCCUGCGCAUCCACGCCAAGAGCAUGUCUGUCGAGCGGGACAUCCGGUGGGAGCUCAUCUCCCGUCUGUGCCCCAACGCGACUGGCGCCGAGCUGCGGAGUGUGUGCACCGAGGCCGGCAUGUUCGCCAUCCGGGCGCGGAGAAAGGUGGCGUCUGAGAAGGACUUCCUGAGCGCCGUCGACAAGGUCAUCAAGGGCAACCUCAAGUUCAACUCGACGGCAACGUACAUGCAGUACAACUAG
This is a messenger RNA of Purpureocillium lilacinum, 1323 nucleotides long. RefSeq names its product 26S proteasome regulatory subunit 7. Gene Ontology annotation, cellular component: proteasome regulatory particle, base subcomplex. Gene Ontology annotation, biological process: proteasome-mediated ubiquitin-dependent protein catabolic process. Lineage: Eukaryota; Fungi; Ascomycota; Sordariomycetes; Hypocreales; Ophiocordycipitaceae. Gene Ontology annotation, molecular function: ATP hydrolysis activity; ATP binding; proteasome-activating activity. The record is from RefSeq and is a predicted model, not a curated record.